This is a messenger RNA of Porites lobata, 6019 nucleotides long. Lineage: Eukaryota; Metazoa; Cnidaria; Anthozoa; Scleractinia; Poritidae. The record is from the annotation of a GenBank genome assembly.
AUGUUGAUGCAGUCUACAGAUAUUGGAUGUAAAGGAAAUCUUUUUCUAAAAAAAGUGGUUGGAAGCCAUGUUGUUGUUGCAAAACUUCAAUAUAAAUCAGGCCUUAAAGAGAUGAUGGAGAAAAUGGCAGAAAAAUUGUAAGUGGCUUUAAUGACUUAAAAAGACUACAAAAACCAUUUUUUAGCUGGAACAUUCUGGUAGUGAUAAACAUUGCAUGGUGAGAUAAUUAAGGCAUUUCUGGCAAAAGAUCAGAAAACCCUACAAUCUUAUAAUUGGCCACCCACAAAUUGUAAACUUAAGGCUUUUUUGUCCCACCACCCCAAGAGAAAUUUGAUUUCUAAUUUCCUUUUUUGCUAAGUAUGCUGGAGCCAGUGAAUAUACCUAUAAUUACAUGUAACUGAUUCCCCUGGCCAAUUCAAAAUCUCCUUAAAAGGCCAAACCAUAUAGCAGUUGCAGUACCAUAUUAAUUGUUAAUCUUAUUUAUUUUGUCAGAAAGCAGUAGGGAUCCUCAGCAUAUUUGAUAGAGAUAGGUGGUUCAUCUUACACAGGAGUGUUUGGUUACUUAACUGCAUUUCAAGAGAUGAUAGAACAGGUACACUGUAUGAACUAUAUGGGUUAUAUGACAAGCAUUUUGUAGGUUAAAAGAAUAUUCAGGUUAAUAACAUCUACCCUGGUUAAAGAAUUUAAUUCUUCAACCAGGGUAGAUUCAUUUCCUUUGUCUCAUUACACUAUACAUGUAAUAUUAUUCAUGAACUGAGCUUAAUAGGAGGCAAAGGAAAUGGAGUGAAGGUGGUUUAAAAAACUGAAUUUAAUUUUUCUAUAAUGUAGUUAUUCAUAAAAAGAUUUUUAAGGUCCUAAGUGACUUUUCAUCUCAAUAUUAUUUUUUUAAGCAAAUAAAACAAAGGUAAUUUGAAAAGAAUCAAGAGCUAGAAUGUGUUGAAAGUGCCAAAUUACUAGGUGUUACGAUCUCCAACAAUCUUACAUGGAAUAUGCACAUUGAUCAAAUCAUAAAGAGAGCUUCUAAACGUAUGUAGUUCCUAAUACAAUUGAAAAGGGCCAAUGUUACAAGGCAUGAAUUAAUUCUUUUUUAUACAUCUUGUAUAAGGUCAGUCAUGACCUACGCAUCACCUGCGUUUUUCUACGCCCUGCCAUUGUAUUCAAAGAAAAAUCAAGAGAAUGUAGAGAAACGGGCACUAUCAAUCAUUUGCCCAGGACUGGCCUAUACAAAGGCCUUAGAGCUUUCAAAUAUUAUGUCUAUCAAUGACUACAUCGCUAGCUUAUGUAAAAAGACCUUCUCUUGAUUGCUAAUGACCCGGCUCAUCGCUUACAUAACAUGCUUCAAUCGUCAGGGCCGUCGUGUUAUAAUCUUUGGUGCAAAAGGCGUUUUGCGAUUCCCAAAUGUAAGACCGAGCGUUACAAAAAUAGUUUUUUAGUAAGAUCAUGUAUUGAUAACGAAUUUUAGUGCUCGGUGAGUUUUUAUAUUUAUAGGAUGUUAUUAUUUAUUUAUGACUUUAUCAUUAUCAUUUUACUGUACUCACUAUUGUAAGAUUCUGUUAUAUUAUAUUAUAUAUUAUAUUGUAAAUACACAAUUCAGCUUAGUAGCUGCAAGCUUUUUACAAAUAAACUAUCUAUCUAUCUAUCUAUCUAUCUAUCAAGAAAAUCUACAUUUACAUUGUAGCACUGAUCAGAAUUCCCUUGACAGAAAUAUUUUUCAGGACGCACCUUAAAUGCCAAAGUUUCUCUCCGGUCAACCUAGUUGCUUUGUAUGGCAUUCGGUUAUUGAUUUAGUAAUGCUGACUUGAGAUUAAUUUGGGAGCAAAUUUUAAGGGUUAAUUGCAAAGCAAAUGGAGCUUUGAAGUGAAAAAAUAAAAUUAUCAUCUCUCAGCAGAAGGAGUUAAUGUACACCACUUUAUUUAACAAACAUGGUUGUUUAUAGUGUGCUAAAUGCUACUUCUCAUCUUUUCGGUAAAAGGUACCUGCAUUUAACAGACGCCCAAAUUAUUAAGGUGCUAGUGAGGCCAGUACCAAAGGCAUCUACUUAGUAACGUGUGCCAUGUUCUUUGUAGGGAAAUAUAAAUUAAGGGAUGAUCAUGCAAUCCAGGUCCAUAUAUUUUUUAGCCUCUCAUGCAGAUGUUCUUUGGGGUUUCUCACGCAUUCUACUAAUGACGUUAGUGGGGCAGGAAUGCGUGACGAACCCCUAAGAGUGUCUGCAUGGGAGGCUAUAUAUUUUUUAGAUUAUUUUGUUAUUUUGUUAAGUAGUUGUAAUUUGUUAGGCCUUAGUAGUUUUAAUUUAUUGUUUGGAUGUUUUUCAUAUUUAUUCAGAAUGUGUUGGAAGAUUAUGAUGAUAUUGUAGUUACUGUCGGCAGUGGAGGAACAGCAUCAGGAAUGGCCAUAAUUGGCAAUUACUUGACUGGCUCAAAACUCAAGUGAGGCACCAGUUCGCAUUUAACCCUUUAAGCCCCUGGCAAUGGUGACCAAGAUCAAUUUUCUCCUAACAAUAUCCAUACCUUAAUUGUCAAGAGAUAAGGUUAUGAGAGUUAAUGAAAUGAUCACUAGCGAGAAAAUGCUUUGAUCUUUUAUCAAAUUCUCUCAACUUCCUCUUUAAGGAAAUACCUAUAUAGAGAUCAGUUUGGAGAAUUGGUAUGUGGAUUUUGGGGCGUAAAGGGUUGAAUAAUAGUUAUUUAGGACCAACCAUGCAGUUGCUUGCUUAAAAGAGAUAUUUGUACUUUGCUAAAAAUGUGGUAACAAAAUUAAUGUUCUAGACUGACCAGUUCAGUUUUCUGUGGAUUGUGAUUACUGCACAAGUAAUUUUCCAAUAUUCCUUUUUUUUUGCCCUCUGUUUUGGAAUAAUUUAUUGUAAAGGUUGAUAUACAGGUAGCCUUCAAAGGCAAAAUUGCUCCAUGUUUCCCAGUGACCUGUUUUCACUAACAGAGUGGUUUUCCUGGUAAAGCAAAGUAAUCUACUCUAAAGUACAAAAUGAAAAUAGGAUAUAUAGAAAAACUGACUGAAGCAAAUGUUUUAAUUUUUUUGCCAUAAUAGUGUAAUAAACCUUUUCUCCUUGGGGGUCCUCCGUGGACUACUUGGUAAAAAAUAAACAACAACAAACAAACAAACAAAAAAAUCACUGGCCUUUAAGCAGUAGUUAAGGAACUUUCUAGUCAGUCAGAAAGAAAAAAAAAAGAAGAAAAGCAAACAGAUGUAAAUCAUCCAAACUAUCCCUAUUGCAAUUCAUAAGCUAUGUUUGCGUUUCUUCCUGCUUGAUUUCUUCUGUUCUUUUGUUGGGAAAAGUGAAAUUUUGUAUCUUCAUGGCUCAGUCAGUAAGAUUUGCUUAAUUUUGUGGAUGUUGUGCAAAGGUUAAAGAGAUUUACUGCUUCUUAAGGAAUUAUUCAUGAGUAUGCGGUUGAUAGUUUUAAUUGGCUGAACUUCCAGUGGAGGGGGUUACUCCCAAUAAUGACCUAUUUGGGGAGGCUCCCCCUAAAGGGGUACCAUUUUUUAGGCUUCAGGUAUAUGAAAAGGUGGAAAUUUCAAGUAUAUGAAAGAGAGGAAACCUGUGAUUUUCAGUCUGUAACUAAGGCCCAAAAGGGCUGACAUACACAUCAUAUGAUUGUUUUUAUGGCUGUGAAAUAGUUGAGAAAACGUUAUUGUUUUGUGAUUGAUUCAUUCAAAAUUCAAAGUGAAUUUACAACAGCUAAAAGGGAUGCAAAGUGGCUAUUAGGGAGCUGUAGCAACGACGGCGACAGCAACGAGGACGUCAAAAAAGCAAUAGGUUUAUUACGCAAAACAACAACUUUGCACGUGCAUCACUCUUUUUGUACAUUUCUUUACCGUCCUCGCACCACUACGACGUGAAAAUGCCUAAUUGCAAGUUUUAUGGAGGACGUAACAGGCGACGACGAAUCUCUUUUUCUCUCUCUAAACUUGAGUGCGAUCCUCAAGAAAUCAACUCCAGCGAGAUUCGCCUACACUUCCCAUUUUCAGCAAAUUGGAAUAAACGCGACAAAAAUUGAAAACGGGAAUUCAUUUUAAAACUGUCGUUUUCGCCGCCGUUGCCGUCAUCGAUGCUAAAGCUCCCUAUUGAGGGGAAGGGGGAGGGAAUACAUGCUCAGAACUGACUGAGUCACUAGUAUAAUAGCAAUUGAAUUAUCAGGGUUGUACGAAGGGCCGGGGGCCGGGAAUUUCCCCCGGCUACUCAGAGCAUGGCCCCCGGCUACUUUCGUCGUUCAGUUAAACCAAAGGAGCACACCUUUGAAACACACAAAGACUAUCCGAUCAAACUAAAUGCAAGUUUCAUCUGCCGCAGGCUUAAGUAAUUUUGAAAUACUGGCGUGCAAAAACUAAGAAAUGGCGGUAAAAGACAUCUGACUUAGAUUUGGUACUAGUACGCACGCGCGAAAACUCUCCGUUCGCGAAAUGUCAGUAGGGAGUUUUAGCAACGACGACGGCGACGGCAACGAGAACGUCAAAAAAGCAAUAGGUUUAGAUUGGAAAAACAAGAACAUUGUGCGUGCAUCACGCAUUUUUGCACAUUUCUUUGUCGUUACUGCACGGCUACGACGUGAAAAUGCGAGUUUCACGUUUUAUGGAGGACGUAAACAAGGGACGACAAACUUUUCUUUCUCUUUCUAAACUUGAGUGCGGUCCCAAAGAAAUCAACUCCAGGGAAAUUGGCCUACAUUAGCUAUUUUCAGCGAAUUGAAAUAAAUGCGACAAUUCUUUUUAAAAGUGACGUUUUCGCUGCCGUCACUGUAAGUGCCAGGAAUGUUUUCCGUUACCUUUAUAGUAUAUUUAUGUUCGCCGCGUUUUUAGUUGUUUUCAUGUUUGCGCCUUUAGUGCUGUUUUUUGGUUCAUUAGUUUGACAUUGUCCGCGUAGCUUUGUCCUACGUGUUAGGGUUCAACGGCAUAUCGUAUAUUUAGCUUUUAUUGUAAUUUUCGCGUCAGUUCUUCGUUAGUUGCGCUUGGUCCAGUGUACAGUUUAAUGUUUUCGUCUUUGCUCGUCCUAGUAUUUCGUCCUUAUCUCGCUGUCGUCUUGUAAGUAUCUCGUUUGUUUUAUUCGCAUUUCCAGUUUGCCUUAUUGCUUUCGUUCAGUUUGUAGGUUAUUUUAUCUUGACUUUGUAUUUGUUUAAUUGUUAUUUUUCAGUACCGCUAUACUUCACAUCGCUUCGGUUCGCUUGUUUCCCUUCACCAGUUGUAAAAGUCCUGAAAUAAAGUUUGUGUGUUUAAAACUAUAGCGCGUAAAGGCUGCGACUAUAGUCACCUUUGUCGAUGCUAAAAGUCCCUAGUUUCAACCGUUGUGUCGGCUUUGUGUUGAACAUGUCGAAGACGUGGCAAAGGAAUCUGCACUCUUUGUUCGCGAUGAAAGACCUGAGCAGAUCUCUGUUGACAUCACUGAAGAAGUUGAGGCUUCAUCCGAGCGUUAAAUCUCCCUGAUGCUGAUGUUGAUGAUAAUGAGGAUUAUGAUGAAGGCUUUGAAGAUGAAGACUAUGACUGAUUGCUAUGUUUAAUAAAUUGACAUUUAAGUGACCAGGUCUACAUUUAGCUUUAGGUAUCGAGUAUAUAAAAUAACGCACGGUCAACGGGAAAUGUUCGAUCAUUGUCCGAAGGUCAUCAUCACAUCCUCUCAGUUCUACUUCCAAGAAGUUAUAUAUAAAAGGGAAGUUAAGCAUUAGCAUUACUUUUGCAUUCUUCUCCUUGAGUCUCGUUUUGACAUUUCAGCGUCGUUUAUAAAGACUAGUAUUAGCCCUCCAUGACUGCUUGCGACUUCCCCGGAUACUAACAACAAAUACCCGGCAACUUGAGAUCUUAGUGACAACCCUGAAUAAUUGACUGAGUCGUUUGGUGUGACGCUACAAAACUGGUGUGCAGUGGUUUUAUUUUGACUCAUUGUAUUUUGUUAUCAAAUUGCAGGAAUAUUAUUAAAAUCUCAAGAACAACUGGAAUAUUGGUGGACCCAGUAUACAAUGUAAAGGCGAUCAGAGGAAUGUUAACACAGAUGACAAAUAAUCCUGGAAGAUUAAAGGGA